GUUUCCGCGGGGCUCUCGCCGUGGACGCCGGUGUCCCUUGGCCGCUCCGCCCGCUGGUCCCGCGGGUGCUGCGGGUACACGAGGGCCGGCGGCGGCCGCGCCAGCCGGAGUUUCCCGGAGAUCCGCAGGAGUCGGCGCUGGGCUUUGGGCUCCGCUGUCGCUGCCAUCGGCGGGGAGCAUCCUUCAGAGAGCCCGCCCCGAGCCCAGGAAAAGCAAAAUGAAGGAACUAGUGUCAAACAGUACAACCAGUAUUUCUCAAGCCAGGAAAGCUGUGGAGCAAUUAAAAAUGGAAGCAUACAUGGAUAGAAUGAAGGUAUCCAAGGCUGCAGCAGAUUUAUUGGCAUAUUGUGAUGCACACAUUGGAGAAGAUCCCCUUAUUAUUCCUGUACCUGCAUCUGAAAAUCCCUUUAGGGAGAAGAAACUCUUUUGUACUAUCCUUUGAGUCAGUUUUCAAUUAAAAAUGUCAUCUGCUAAAACUUGGUAUCAGUGUUGCAUGCUUUUAGCAUUUUUUCCUUCAGAUGUCAAUACUUACCCCUUAACUACAAUAUUUUUCAAAGGUAGUGCAAUUUCUGCUAAAACCCCCCCUAAAAUUAAAAAGAAAAGCCCUUAAAAUUCAACGUAAUGCUUGUCUUUCAGAGCAAUGUACAAGUUUAACUUCAGUUCUUCAUAAAUAUUCUUUUGGUCUUAAUGAAAAUAUCAAGUACAGUAUCAAAUUGUAGAUAUCUUUGCCAGUCAUAGAUUUUUCUGGGACCUAAAUGAGUCAUACCAAUUCUUGAAGCUAUUUUUAACAUUCUUAUUUUCUUUGGAAGGUGAAUUCAGUUCAAUUGCCUUUACAAAUUUCUGUCUAAAGAGAGUAGUGUGACCUUUUCCUCAAGUAGCACUAUUGAGGAAAAAGUCCCAGUGAUUUAUGAUGUUUAGAAUGAUUGGUCUUAUACAGUAAGUGGUGUCUAUAAACGUGUUUUUUGAAGACUCUAAGAAACUUGACUACAAAACCAAUCCUAGUAAAGUGCCAUUGUAGCUACAAGCAGAAUGAAGAUGUAUAGUCACACACGAGGAUUGCAUCAAUAAAACUGUAAAAAAAUGUG
Oenanthe melanoleuca is the source of this 1085-nucleotide messenger RNA. RefSeq names its product G protein subunit gamma 4 (gene GNG4). Gene Ontology annotation, cellular component: heterotrimeric G-protein complex. The transcript is spliced from 3 exons. Lineage: Eukaryota; Metazoa; Chordata; Aves; Passeriformes; Muscicapidae. The record is from RefSeq and is a predicted model, not a curated record. The coding region runs from base 218 to 442 and encodes 74 amino acids. Gene Ontology annotation, molecular function: G-protein beta-subunit binding. Gene Ontology annotation, biological process: G protein-coupled receptor signaling pathway.